AUGCAGCAGCUCCAGUCGGUGCAGCUCGGCUCCGUCACCAUCGGACCGGAGUCCUGGCGCGAUGGCACGGUCCGUUCCAUCCGGCGGGCGGAGCGCCUGGUGCGGCAGACCCGAGCCGGUCGGUCCGGGGCUGGCAGCCGGCCCCGGAGCUCAGAUGACGUCACAGCGGAGGAAUGCGGUGAGAGUCGUGACUGCGUCUGCAGAAAUAAGAUGCAAAGACCCAAAACCACUGGAGCAAUGUUCCCUAGUGGCUCCCAAAGAACGUCUGUGGCCCCGUUCCCGCGGUCCAGCCUGCGUGAGCAGUGUGCAGGGGCCAGUGUGGCCGUGGCCGGGGAGUACAUGCGGAGGGUGCGGGAGGUGGAGGGCCGGCUGCGCAGGCAGGCCGGCAGGGUGACCCAGGAGGGCGUGAAGCUGGAGAAGGAGCGGGGUCACCUGGAGAGGAUGCUGCGCAGCCUCAGGGCCGAUCUGACUGUCAACAGGAGGAGCUCGGAGGGGAGGACCAGGAGGCCGUCCACUGCUGAGACCGAGAGAGAUGGUGCUGAUUACUUGCUGUUGUGUGAGAGAAGAGAGAUGGCCCAGUUGAAACAGGAUCUGGAGGGAGCGCUGAGAAGCACACUGACCCAGCUACAGACCCUGGGUUGGAGCAGCAGACACCUGCUGGACUGUGCCGCUGAGAGGGCUCGUGUCCUGGAGCUGCUGCCUCACAGCGGCUCUGCUGGAGGACACGGCAGAGCGGCUCAGGCCUUCAACAAAAUAGACCCCGUCAGCGCCUUUACACCAGAAUGUAAACAGGCUUUAGAGUCGUCCACUUUGACAGUCAAUCAAUCACAGCUGCUGAGGGAAAACAUCAGACAGAUGCUGACCAGUGCCAUCACCAGACAGGAAGCAGUUCGCCGCACCGUCAACGAUGGCCUGGUGAAAAAAAUUGCAGAGACAAUCAGUCUGCAGCAAAACCUGACUCUGAUGUCUGCGGCCACCAGGCAGGCCAUGUUUCGCAAGCAGAGGGAAAUUAACUGUAUUCGUCACAGCCACGACAGAGCGCAGGGUCCGGAGUACAGCGGGGACUUACAGUCCAGAGAGAGAUUUAACAGGCCUCUGGUGCAGGUUUAUCACAGACACCCGGGGACACAGUUACCUGAGGCUGCUCAUCUCAUACAGGGCAGUGCAGUGCUGAAGCGAUGUCUAACCUCCUCUGAGGGAGAGCUGGCCAGACUGCAGCGUGCCUGUUUGCAGCUGCUGGACGACCAGCACGGCAAGAGUGUAGCAGCUCAGGUGGACGCUGCUGUCAUCCGCAUGAGGCGCCAGCAGGUCGACAAGCGAGCGAUGCCUUCUGCCCUCCAGCGGGGGGCGUGCAGGAGCCAACCCUUCAUGUCUUGAAUUCAGCAGGGCUGCAGCAAACA
Molecule: messenger RNA, 1400 nt
Organism: Anoplopoma fimbria (sablefish)
Lineage: Eukaryota; Metazoa; Chordata; Actinopteri; Perciformes; Anoplopomatidae
Gene: tektl1
Product: coiled-coil domain containing 105
Exons: 8
Coding region: 1-1377 (458 amino acids)
Source: RefSeq, a predicted model, not a curated record